CCUCAAUCCUUCAUCUGGCAAUGGCGUGGCAUCUGCCUGGGUUGGGUCUGCUCUAGUCUGCCCUGGUCUGGACUCUGGACAAAGAAACUACUCUAGAAGAAGAAGAAACAAACACGCGCAAAGCAACGCAGCGCAGCAAAAAGGAAAAGUCUCAGCACUUGCAGCGCGUUGCAUCUGCCAGUGCUGUGUGUAUGGGUGAACUCUGAAAUGGCCGAUCAAAAUUCGGUCAAUCGGGCGAAGGGAAGUUGAGCUUCGACUUCCAGAGUUCUGCAGAGGCGCGUAUUGCUUAGGACGAGGGAAGUUUUGCUAAGCUUGACGCCAUGGCUUGCACGCUCCUCUAUUCUCUCCUCCUCCUCUUCAUAUCCCUUUUCGUGCUUCAUCCAUGUCUCACCGUGGGGGAAAUUAAAUCCAUGGAAUCAGUUCCCGAUCUUCAAAAGCUAAUGUACACGGUUGUUGACGGAUAUCCAUGCGUCAGACUGCUCAAUCUCUCCGGAGAAAUUGGCUGUGCAAAUCCUGGACGAGACAAGGUUGUGGCUCCAAUUGUUAGAUUUGGGGAUGGUAUCACGUUGACCCAACCUUCCGCCGUUUUAGUGCCACUGGACAAGAUCCAAGAUUUCUUCAAUAGAGUGUCAAAGGAUUCAGGUUUUGCCGGAUACAUUGGUGGCGCUUUAGUUGAAUCAGGAUCUGUCUCCCAGAACAAUAUCAAGGGGUUCUCUCCCGCUCAGAAGUUCCCAGAGGCUGAAUUUGCACCCUACUCUAAUAUUAGCUAUGAAUGGAACCCUCUGGGGUCUGGCAUAUUGAAGAAUGCAUAUAAUUUUCCAGUGUUCUUGCUCUCUGACAGUAGCUCAUUGAUCCUUCAGGAGCUCGCUUCCAAGAAUGAGAAGAGAAAGGAUGGUUAUACCUCAUCUAUGGCAGAGUUUGAUCUCGUCAUGCAGACAACAAAAUCUGGGACUCAUGAUUCAGAAUCUUGUUUGAAAGAGGAGACUUGCCUCCCAUUAGGUGGAUAUAGUGUUUGGUCAGCACUUCCACCAAUUAAUGUAUCGCUUGGAAAUCAGUCAAAGCCUGUUAUACUAGUCACGGCAUCAAUGGACUCCGCUUCAUUUUUUCGUGACAAAAGUCUGGGAGCAGAAUCACCUAUAUCUGGACUGAUUGCACUACUUGCUGCUGUGGAUGCGCUUUCCCAUCUUGAUGGUUUGGAUGAUUCUUCUAGGCAGCUUGUAUUUCUUGUUUUCACUGGAGAAGCCUGGGGCUACCUCGGCAGCAGGAGAUUCUUGCUAGAGCUUGAUUUGCAGUCAGAUGCUGUCUUGGGUCUUAAUGGAACAUUAAUUGAGAUGAUUGUGGAAAUUGGAUCUGUUGGCAAGAGUGGUGGUCCAGGUGCCAAGAAAUAUUACGCGCAUACAGCAGGAGCUUCAUCUGUCACCAACAAAACUCUGGAUGGCUUGAAACGUGCUCAAGAUUCUCUGGGAUCCGAUCAAGUCAAAAUCACCUCUGCAAGUUCUGCGAAUCCUGGGAUACCUCCUUCGUCCUUGAUGGCAUUCAUCAAAAAGAACACUGAGAUAUCCGGGGUGGUAUUAGAAGAUUUUGAUACUGCCUUCGUCAACAAGUUCUACCAUAGCCAUCUUGACGAUUCAUCAAAUAUAAACUCUUCUGCUAUAGCAACAACUGCUUCCCUUGUUGCCCGCACCCUCUACAUUCUAGCGAGUGAUGAGAAGAAUCUAAGCACUACAUCUCUUAGUACCAUCAAAGUGAACAUUUCUCUGGUUGAACAACUUGUGGGUUGUUUAUUGAGCUGUGAUCCGGGUAUGUCCUGUGAGCUGGUGCACAGUUAUAUAUCUGCAACAACUGCAUGUCCAAGCAAUUACGUCGGUGUUAUUCUUGGAGAACCUUCCUCCACACCCUAUUCCGGCGCCGUGGCUGAUAUUUCCCGGUUUCUGUGGAACUUCCUAGCUGACAAAACUUCAGUUCCCAUGGUUAAUCUUAACUCAACAUGUUCAGAGGGUUGCUCUGACAGAGGGGGAGUGUGCAUUAGGGCGGAAACUGAUCAGAAGGGGGUCUGUGUGAUCUCUACGACCAGGUAUGUUCCAGCAUAUUCCACUCGUCUGAAGUACGAAUCAGGGACUUGGAUUGUGCUGUCAGCAAAUGCUUCUGAUCCUAUGGACGUGCUGGAUCCAAUUUGGACAGAGAGCAAUUGGGAUGCAAUUGGUCUCAGAGUGUACAGAGUGCAGGAUGCUUCUUAUGACCGGCUUGUCCUAUUGGGAGGCACUGCCAUCACAGUUUUUGCUUACCUGGUUAUAUUAACUGCUAGAACGAUAAUCACGAAAGCUAUGAAGCAGGACUGACCCUUCAAUCGAUUAAAAAGUACAAACAAAAGAAUGCUGGAAAAUUGCUCAUCGAAUUGGUGUAGGGCCACACGUGACGAGGAUGUUGCAAGAUCUCGAGCGACAUUCUAGUACUUUUAUUUGUCUCAUUAAAACUGAUGGAGAAUUUACAUGCUUAUAUGUGGGGGUUAAAAUUAGAGUCAGAGUAAAAGGAGGUCUUUUUGUGUUAUUGGUACCGUGUAAAGUUGACUUUAUCGGAUUCUUGGUCAUCAAUACUACGGCCCGUGUGAGGAUGGAAUUUUUGUUGAAUAUAGGAGGCAAGCACGCCAAUUGCAAUGUAA
Punica granatum (pomegranate) is the source of this 2659-nucleotide messenger RNA. NCBI's taxonomy places the organism in Eukaryota, Viridiplantae, Streptophyta, Magnoliopsida, Myrtales, Lythraceae. The record is from RefSeq and is a predicted model, not a curated record.